GGGCGCGCGCGCGGCGCGUUCCCGGGGCAUCGCGGGCCUGGAAGCGGCGGGAUGGUCGGGGCCGCGGUCCGGCUGCUGCGCGGCGGCGCGCCGCUCUGCAGAAGCUUCCUGGCGUGCCCGUCGUCUUGGGGGGCUCCUCCGCAAGCCCAGAAGUCUUCUCAAUCCGAAGCGCUGCUCAACCUCCCCGCCAGCAAUGGCCUCCCGACCGGGCCCCUGCAGACGUUCACGGACGAGGAGUUGCUGAUGAAGAGCACAGUGAAAAAAUUUGCCCAGGAACAAAUCGCUCCUUUGGUCUCGACAAUGGAUGAAAACUCCAAAAUGGAGAAAUCCGUCAUACAAGGAUUAUUUCAACAAGGGCUGAUGGGCAUCGAGAUCGACAUGAAGUACGGGGGCACGGGCGCCUCCUUCUUCUCCUCCGUCCUGGUGAUCGAGGAGCUGGCCAAAGUGGACGCCUCCGUGGCCGUGCUCUGCGACAUCCAGAACACCAUCAUCAACACGAUGCUCAGGAAACUGGGGACUGAGCAGCAGAAGGCCACCUACCUGCCCAAGCUAGCCACGGAGCUGGUGGGCAGUUUUUGCCUUUCAGAGGCAGGUGCAGGAAGUGACUCGUUUGCUCUGAAGACCCGAGCUGAAAAGAAAGGGGAUUACUACGUGAUCAACGGAUCCAAAAUGUGGAUCUCCAAUGCGGAGUACGCAGGGCUCUUCCUGGUCAUGGCCAACGUGGACCCCAGCUCCGGCUAUAAGGGCAUCACCUGCUUCCUGGUGGAUCGGGACACCGAAGGCCUUCACAUCGGGAAGCCGGAGAACAAGAUGGGCAUCCGGGCCUCUUCCACGUGCCCGCUGACAUUCGAGAACGUCAAGGUCCCCCAGGCCAACGUGGUGGGGCAGGUGGGGCACGGCUACAAGUACGCCAUUGGGAGCCUGAACGAGGGCCGGAUUGGAAUCGCUGCCCAGAUGCUGGGAUUGGCACAAGGCUGUUUCGACUACACGAUCCCGUAUAUCAAAGAGAGGAUACAGUUCGGCAAAAGACUGUUUGAUUUUCAGGGGCUCCAACACCAAGUGGCUCACGUGGCCACCCAGCUGGAGGCCACGCGCUUGCUCACGUACAACGCGGCUCGGCUGCUGGAGGCCGGGAGGCCUUUCAUCAAGGAGGCGUCCAUGGCCAAGUACUACGCCUCGGAGAUUGCUGGGCUCACCACCAGCAAGUGCAUCGAGUGGAUGGGCGGCGUGGGCUACACCAAGGACUUCCCCGUGGAAAAGUUCUUCCGCGACGCCAAGAUCGGUACAAUCUACGAGGGCGCUUCAAACAUUCAGCUCAACACGAUCGCCAGGCGCAUCGAUGCCGAAUACUGACCCCGCGGACGGGGACUCCCUCUGACGCCGCCAACCCUUGUGCCUUACCGUGGGGGGCAGGAAGACUCCCCCACACUCAGUGUUUUAGUGACAGGAAGAUUCCCCCACACUCAGUGUUUUAGUGAAGCCGCCCAUGGUAGUUUCUGGGCUUGAGAUCUUCGCGUUUCUCCUUUCCUGUCCGUUUCUCUUCAGCUGUCCUUUGAGGAAUGGGGGAGGAAGGCAGCCUUGUUUUUCCGGAAUGGCUACAGGCCGGCUUCCCUGCAGCAUCAGGGUCCGAGAAGCAGGGCUGGAGCCCUAGGUCAGCGGGUAGGGCACUUGUCUUGCCCGGGCUCGAUUCCCAGGAUCCCAUAUGGUCCGCUGCGCCCUGCCAGGAGUAAGCCCUGAGCACUGCUGGAUGUGGCCCCCAAACCAAAAACAUUUAAAAAAAAAAAUAAAUUAUCAGUAUUUGGACAAGUGAAGACACUAAAGGUGUCACUCACAGACAUGUUUGGGUUUUUGGUUUUUUGUUUUCAUAUUCUUGAUUGCAGCAGUCAGAGUUGGCCGGUCCAGAGAACAGAUUGCUUCUAAGUUCCUGAACUAAGUAGGAACGUAUAAGAAAAUAUUUAGAGAAGCCCAAGUUCUAGAUACCUGGAAACAGAUAGGAAAGGAGCCACACAGCUGUACGAGAGAAUGUCGCAAGGGAAGGGAACGCCCCGGUACAGAAAUCAGGCCCUCAGCGGCCACUUACAGACGAGAUUCUGCCUUAGUUUCUGCGUAGCAAGUGGAAGGAUUCGCUUGAGUAAGCCAAGUAUUUUCCAGUAUUUUCCGUUCAGCCAUGCUCUGCCUUCCACCAGCCGAACUCUCUUGGAACUGAAUCCUCGUUCCUCCCGCUUCAUGGUGGAACUUUAUCACGACUUCAGAGUUUAGCAACGGGGCCAGGGGUGACACUCUAGGCCCGGAACGAAGACUUUGCCAGCUAGAGGUCUGGGCUCGACCCCAGCACCCUAGGGAGUGACCCUGGAGACCGCUGGGUGCGGCCAGAGACCAACAGGAACUGAGGUUUGUGUGGAGGGCGCUGUGGAGUGUGGAGGGCGAGACCCAGGCUGAACCUGGCCCUGUUUCAGGCGUGUCAGUCACGUGUAGGGGUGAGGCUCCCUGGGGAAGCCACGUUCCUGCUUCCAUCGCUCGUGCCACAAAAUGCAUCAAAGAAGUAAAUAAAAAUAACUUGACAGUUCAAGAAGCAAAUCCGUGUCUGUUGUCCUA
This is a messenger RNA of Sorex fumeus (smoky shrew), 2595 nucleotides long. It is a transcript of the gene ACADSB, whose product is annotated as acyl-CoA dehydrogenase short/branched chain. Bases 52 to 1353 code for a protein of 433 amino acids. The record is from RefSeq and is a predicted model, not a curated record. NCBI's taxonomy places the organism in Eukaryota, Metazoa, Chordata, Mammalia, Eulipotyphla, Soricidae. Gene Ontology annotation, cellular component: mitochondrion. Gene Ontology annotation, molecular function: flavin adenine dinucleotide binding; acyl-CoA dehydrogenase activity. The transcript has 11 exons.